CACCGAAGUGAGAAAAAAAAAGAGAAGUUAUAAAUCAGAAAAAGAGAUCUGGCGGAGAAGGAAAUCAAAAUCUCAAACGAACAAACUUGCCUCCUCCCUUCCCUUAAUCUUCCUCCUUGGGAUCGAAAACCCUAAAAACAAAAAUUGCAUCGAUUUGUGAACAGGCUUUUCUCGAGAUCUCAUCAAUAUCUUGUCCAUAUUUGCGUCAGGAUCUGUCCCCUGGUACCAUCGUAACAGAAUGGCAUGUGUCAAUGUGAUUCAAUUGUAAUUUUGAUAAAAAAAAGGAUUGGGUUUGAAUGGCAUCAGCUCAGGUUAAGCGGAGGCAAGAGGCUGGACGGCGUAAGCUUGAGGAGUUCCGGAAGCAAAAAGCAGAACGAGAGAAAAAGGCAUCACAGAUUAUUAACACCGUCCCACAACAACCUGUUGUUGUUGAUAACACCCACCAAACCGUCGCAGAUUCAGAUGGGGGAGAAGUUGUUGCAUCUAUCUCUAAUGGACCUCUCAGCCAAUCUCCUGAAACCUCCUCCUUCAAAUUCAACCAAACCCAAUCCAAUUCCAAUUCCAAUUCCUCAUCUUCAUAUAAUUUAUACGGUGGAGAUGAGUCAGUGGCCACAUCUAGUAGCUUAGAGUUGAGAGGUUCCUCUAAUACCCCGCCUGAAGCUGACAAGCAAUCCAGUGGGGAUUUUAAUCCUGCCUCUUUUCCAAGGGCAAGUGAUAGCUUUUCUGGGAGCACUAUGGACGGUUUCAUGCAUGUCAAUGGAUUAACCUCAUCAAGAAAAGACUACUCUCUACAACCUAUGGCAGAGUCUACUCAGGGAAGUGGAGGAGGUAGCAGCAGCAGCAUUGUGCAGAAGCCAACUUUGUCUAACACUUAUCUGUUUAAUUCUCCAUCUCGUCCUUCUCAAUCUUCAGAUUACAGUGCAAGCUCCUACUCAUCUGCUAAAAAUGAAGCAAGUCUGAAGAAAAAUCGUCCAUCUUUCCUUGAUUCCCUUAAUAUUUCUAGAGCUCCAGAGACUCAGUAUCAACCCCCUGAGAUUCAGGGAGAUUUGGUUUCAUCCAGUGGUUCCGGUGCUGGGUCUGGACCAUCUUCACUCCAGUUUAUAUCAGGGGAGAGAGUCAGUAAUGGACCGUCCUUGAUGAGCGGAGCAUCUGAUUCUCCUUAUCCAUAUGACAAUUUCAGGAGUCCUUCCUUUCCUAUUGCCAAUGGAGUAAUGCCAGGUUUCACUGACUACUCCAUGCCAAAGCAUAAUGAUGAUUUUAGUACUCUGGAACAGCAUAUUGAGGAUUUAACACAAGAAAAGUUUUCACUGCAAAGGGAUCUUGAUGCUUCACGUGCUCUGGCAGAAUCCUUAGCAUCUGAAAAUUCUUCCAUGACAGACACUUAUAACCAGCAGCGAAGUAUUGUCAACCAAUUAAAAGAUGAUACGGAGAAGCUACAACAACAGAUUCAAGCACAAAUGGGGGAACUUGAAUCUGUCAGGAAUGAGUAUGCAAAUGCGCAGCUAGAAUGUAAUGCUGCUGAUGAGCGUUCCCAAAUACUGGCUUCUGAAGUCAUCAGUUUGGAAGAUAAGGCACUCAGACUCAGAUCUAAUGAGUUAAAGCUGGAGAGGGAACUUGAGAGUGCACAAGCAGAAAUGUCAUCUUACAAGAAAAAGUUACAGAUCCUAGAGAAAGAUCGCCAAGACUUGCAAUCUACUAUUAAAGCUCUUCAGGAAGAGAAGAAGGUCCUACAGAAUAUGGUGCAGAAAGCUUCCUCUGGUGGAAAAUCCACUGCUCUCGACAAAGGCUCUACUAGCAGGAAAAACGCAUCAACCUCUACAGAAGGCCUCGCAAUCUCAGAUAAUAUUCCAGGGAGCUCCAUUCAGGAAACAGAUUCUACAGAUCUACUCGGAAGUGGUUUAUCUAGUACAGCUAUCAUUCAUGAAAUUGGACAAUUAACACUCGAAGGCUUUCCAUUGAGCGUCCCAGCUGAUCAGAUGAGACUGAUUGAGAACAUUAAUACGCUGAUUGCUGAGUUGGCAAUUGAAAAAGAGGAACUAGUGCAAGCAUUGUCAACUGAAUUAUCUCAAACUGCACGGGUAAAGGAGCUGAACAAAGAUUUAUCCAGAAAACUUGAAGUGCAGACGCAAAGGUUAGAGCUACUUACAGCACAGAAUAUGGCGAUAGACAAUAUUUCACCUGCAAAGCAGCCGGAUUCUCACGUUGUUCAAGAGAGACCCCCAAUUGCAGAUGAGGGUGAUGAGGUGGUAGAAAGAGUUCUAGGAUGGAUCAUGAAGAUGUUCCCAGGAGGGCCAUCGAAAAGAAGGACAAGCAAGCUUCUCUAAUGCACGCCUUGCUCUCAGCUAUCCUGUACAUCAUGGCACAGUCAUGCACCUCUCUUGCUUCUUCUCUUAUUGUUUUGGAAGAAUUCGUUUAGCUUUUGAUCCCAAAAAUUGGGUUUCAUCUGGCUCGAGAAAAAUCAAGAAGACAGCAUAUAGUGAGUGUGUUACAGACACUUUGAAAAGAGUUCCAAAAGCAGCUUUAACCGAGAGAGGUUUUUAUGAGUGCUUUUUUUGUUGUUUAUUUACUUGAAUUUUUGUAAUUGUUGAUUAUAGUGCAAUAUACUAAUUACCAUAGUAAUCCAGUGUAAUUUUGGUUGGACAUCA
This is a messenger RNA of Raphanus sativus (radish), 2645 nucleotides long. RefSeq names its product protein BLISTER. Bases 297 to 2324 code for a protein of 675 amino acids. The record is from RefSeq and is a predicted model, not a curated record. Gene Ontology annotation, biological process: regulation of growth. Lineage: Eukaryota; Viridiplantae; Streptophyta; Magnoliopsida; Brassicales; Brassicaceae. The transcript is spliced from 13 exons.